UACACGUCACUGCACGGGGCUCGGGACUCGGUCAGGGACACUUCCGCCCGGGGCCAGGCACCUGCCAGGUUCGGGUGACGAUGGGGGUCAGGAUGAAGAGCAGAAUGAAAACACGAAGGCGCAUCCUGCUCUCAUUUCUGGGGGUACAACUGCUGCUUGUGGGGGUCUUCCUUUACCAGACAUGCUCUGACUCCUCCUCCUUGCGCCUGCUCUUCCGAGAUGGGCCAAAGGCAGGAGAGCCGCCCUUCCUGGCACAGUCCUCCUCUCCAGGGAUCCCUCUCCGGGACGUGUAUGCCAGCCUCGGCCAGAUCCGCCCCGUGGACGUGCCGCAGAAGGAUCUGCCUAACUGUCCCAUCAUCUCACCCUACAUCAAUGGCCCCUUGAAGGUGAUGGUCCCAGACAACCUGACCACGGAGAAGGUAGCGGAAAAGAACCCACUGGUGAAGCCAGGAGGUCAGUACUGGCCACCUGAUUGCUGGACACGGUACCAUACAGCAGUCGUGGUCCCCUACUAUGGGCAAGCCCAGCACCUACAGCACCUGCUCUUCCACCUACAUCCUUUUCUGCAGCGCCAGCAACUGCACUAUACCAUCUAUGUGGUGAAUCAGGUGAACAGCACUGCCUUCAGUCGAAGCCGGCUCCGCAACGUGGGCUUCCGGGAGGCCAUGCAGGACGAGGACUGGGACUGUGUCUUCCUACACGAUGUGAACGUACUCCCAGAGGAUGACCGCAACCUUUACACCUGUGACUUCUUCCCUGCCCAUGUGUCCGUGGCCAUCGACAAGUUCAAGUACAAGCUGCCCUACCAAGGCUAUCUCGGAGGGGUGCUUUCACUGCGCCCCAUUCACUACCUGAGGAUCCAUGGCUUCCCCACUGGGUACCAGAGCUUGGAAGACGAGGACAACGACAUUGCUACCAGGGUGAAACUGAGCGGGAUGUACCUCUCACGGCCUCACCUGCUCUUCGGCCGCUACCACAUGCUGGAGGGGCAGGACCCCGACCGUGGGCAGAGCCUGCCAAGGCUCCGCGUCCUGGCCCACAUUCGUCGGAGGUGGCGACAGGACAGCAUCAGCUCCCCAGGGUACAGGCUGCUUUCCAGGGAGCGACACCCUCUCUACACAAACCUCACUGUGGACUUCAGCUUCCCAGGCCCUGGAGCAACAGAGCUACACUAG
Ochotona princeps (American pika) is the source of this 1175-nucleotide messenger RNA. Its product is annotated as beta-1,4-galactosyltransferase 3-like. The record is from RefSeq and is a predicted model, not a curated record. Gene Ontology annotation, biological process: carbohydrate metabolic process. Gene Ontology annotation, molecular function: glycosyltransferase activity. The transcript has 7 exons. The coding region runs from base 81 to 1175 and encodes 364 amino acids. NCBI's taxonomy places the organism in Eukaryota, Metazoa, Chordata, Mammalia, Lagomorpha, Ochotonidae.